AUGGCCAACAACACCACCACCACUCCCACCUGGCAGUGCCGCGAGUGCCUGGCCAAAGGCACCACCGUCAUCUUCUUCACCAAAACUCACAUGAAAUCGCACCUUGCGAUUCACGACUACGGCCCAUUCAGAUGUACCGAGUGCAACUUCAUCGGCAGACGCAAGGAGACCAUCACCGCGCACCACAGAGCCAGCAAAGAGGUCGGAGCAGGCGCUUACCGUGACCCCGACCUCGAGAACCGCAUCCAACGUGAGGUCAACCGUUGUCGCCUUCCCCAUCAAGCCCCAUGGACCGGAUCCAGUGCAAUUCCCCCUCACGAUCCCGCGGCCCUUGCUGCUGCACAAGGCACUAUCUCGCCACCAUCCCCCAAGGAGGAGCACGAGGAGGACGACAACGAUGCCGACGAAGCCCCGCCCAUGACCCUUCCCAAGAUCAUCGAAGAAGCCACCAAUGCCAUCAUGCCCAUGAUCGGUCACCUUGGCCAUAGAGAAGACUACGAGAAAACCACAGACCUAAAGUUCUGGGUUGAGGACCUGCAGGUGCGUCUUGAUCGUAUCGAGGCAGCUCAGAGCUUCCCAGAAGUCGUUCUCCGCCUCCAGCGUCUGAGAGGCACGAUGGAGCUCGAUCGCCACCUCCUGACCACCGAACGUGAUCUUCUGGCACUCGAGGCCACCAUCAAGAAGAUUGAGGACCUCGCCAGAGACGCAGAGAGAGAGCGUUGA
Molecule: messenger RNA, 723 nt
Organism: Aureobasidium namibiae CBS 147.97
Lineage: Eukaryota; Fungi; Ascomycota; Dothideomycetes; Dothideales; Saccotheciaceae
Exons: 2
Coding region: 1-723 (240 amino acids)
Source: RefSeq, a predicted model, not a curated record